Apis cerana (Asiatic honeybee) is the source of this 3101-nucleotide messenger RNA. It is a transcript of the gene Art3, whose product is annotated as arginine methyltransferase 3. Gene Ontology annotation, biological process: chromatin remodeling; peptidyl-arginine methylation, to asymmetrical-dimethyl arginine. The record is from RefSeq and is a predicted model, not a curated record. Gene Ontology annotation, cellular component: nucleus. Gene Ontology annotation, molecular function: protein-arginine N-methyltransferase activity; histone methyltransferase activity. Lineage: Eukaryota; Metazoa; Arthropoda; Insecta; Hymenoptera; Apidae.
CAUUAAGUCAGAAGUUUUGCUUACCCCGACACGUGUAUGGAUGAAUGGAAUCUCUAACCUUGAAAAUUUGAAAGAAUCUUAUUUCUAUACGAAUAAUUGUUACAUACUAUUUUGUGUAUUAAUUGCAAAAUGACCGAUCAAGCCAUUUCUUCAAAAUGUGAUUAUGAUUGUGAAAUGGAUGAAACAAGUGAUGAUGAUAGUGGUGAUGAUUGGGAUGAAAUAACAGAAGAUUUUGAAUCUAUACCGUGCCUUUUUUGUAAUGAAGUUACAAAUAAUUUUUCUAUGGCAUUAGAACAUCUUGUAGCUUCACAUAGAUUUGACUUAAAAAAUUUCAUAAUUAAACAUUCAUUGGAUACUUAUUCAUAUAUUAAAUUAAUUAAUUUUAUUAGACAUAAAAAUGUUUUAUCUGAUCAAUUAAAUGCAUUAAACAUAAAAACAUGGGAAAGUGAAGAAUAUUUAAGACCUGUCAUAGAAGAUGAUCCUUGGUUAAUGUUUGAUAUUGAAGAUAUGGAAGAAAAAACAACAAAACCUAUUGCAUAUACAGUAAAUUCAGAGAAUGGUUGUGUUACAUUAUCUGAAGCACAUUUUGCUGAAUUACAAAGAACAAUACAAACACUUCGAGCACAAUUAGAACAACGUGAAUUAGCAUGUUUUUUAGCAAAACAGCAAAUAGAUGAAAUGACAGAGAAAGCACAGAAAUUGGUCCUAGAUAGUGAUUUAGAUAAAAAUACUUUUAGUUCUUCUGGAAAUUCUAAUUGUAAUGUUGAUAAAGGUUAUUUUAAUACAUAUAGUCAUUUUGCUAUACAUCAUGAGAUGUUAACAGACAAAGUACGAACAGAAAGUUACAGAGAUGCAUUAUUAACAAAUGCGAAUAGAUUUAGUAAUUGUGUGAUAUUAGAUGUUGGUUGUGGAACUGGUAUUUUAUCUAUGUUUGCAGCAAAAACUGGAUGUCGUAAAGUAAUUAGUGUUGAUCAAUCAGAUGUAAUAUACCAUGCUAUAGAUAUAGUGAGAGAGAACAAUUUAAGUGAUAUUAUCACUAUAAAAAAAGGUCGAUUAGAAGACAUUAAUCUUGAUGAAGAUAAAGUAGAUGCAAUUGUGUCUGAAUGGAUGGGAUAUUUUCUUUUAUUUGAGGGUAUGUUGGAUACUGUAAUAUAUGCAAGAGAUAAUUAUUUAACUCCUGGUGGAAUACUUCUUCCUAAUAAAUGUACACUUAGUAUUGUAGGAAGUGGAGAUACAAGAAGAUACGUCGAACUUAUUGAUUAUUGGUCUAAUGUGUAUGGUUUUAAAAUGAGUUGUAUGAAAGCCGAAGUUGUACGUGAACCAAGCAUAGAAAUUUGUAAUGCUGAGGAAUUAAUAACUAGUAUUGUAGAAAUUCAAGCAUUCGAUUUGUAUAAAGUAACGAAAGAUUGUGUAAAUUUUUCGUCACCUUUCGAAUUCAAAGUAAAAAAGACUGGAUCAUUGACUGCAAUUGUUGGGUAUUUUGAUAUCUUUUUUGAUUUGGACAAUCCAGUACAUUUUAGUACAGGACCUUAUUCACCUCCAACACAUUGGAAACAAACAGUAUUUUCGUUAAGCGAACCUAUUAGCAUCACCGAAGGAGAAAUUUUAUGCGGUAAAUUAAUCUGUCGUAGACAUGUUAGAGAUAUUCGAGGACUUAUGAUUACAAUUCAAAUUAAGAAUAUCAAUCAAGUUUAUUAUUUAGAAUAAGUAAUCAAUAUUCAUUUUGAAGUCCAUUUAAUAGAUAUAAGUGCCAAAAGAAAAAAAAAAUAAGACAAAAAGAAACAAAUAAAUACAUAGGGUCCAGCUUAUUAUAAAAUAUUAACGAUUAUUGUUAAAAGUAAUAAUAGAUGAAACACAGUUUAAAAAAAUAGAAGAAAUCGUUCACUAUGCUAUUUUUUAUGAUAUUGUGAUUUAUAUUUUAAAUUCUUUUAAAAUCAUAGAAAUCAUAUAAUUUCGUACAUAUUAAAAGCUUUGAUUCUUGCAAUAAUGAAAAUAAAUAUAAAGUCUUUGUAGAAUUUUUAAUAUUAUUAUAUUAUAUUUUUUUUUUUAUAUAUAUAAACCAAAGAUCACAUUUGAUUGUUUCUGUAAGUUAUCUUACAUAAGUACAUUCUUAUCAAUAUCAAUAUGAAUAUCAAACACAGCCGCUAAUGCGUACUUUAAAAUAGAAAUUAUUUACGAUUUGUGCCUUUUUGAUAAUUGCUGACGUUAUAUAUAAUUGAUUAUAGAAUUAACGUUUUAUUAGUUUCAAGAAAAGUGAUAUGUCAGCUUUUCCAAUUAAAAUUAUAAAAAUAAUUUUCAAAUAGUAGUAACAGAAAUAAUUAAGUAUAUACCCCCUGGUUGCAUAAAUAUUUCGUUUGAGUAAUAUUUCUUUAAAUGCAUAUAUUUAAAAAUGAUCAAGUUAAUAACUGUAAUCGUGGUUCUUAUUACUAUAUUUAUUAUACAAACAACGAUUUCAAGUUCGCUCAAAUUAGAUAUAAUCCAAUAGUAUAUAAAUAAUUUUAAAGAAUUAAAAAAAAAUGCAUGCUUGUUACUGGCAUAUCUUCUUCCGUCGCGGUAUUAUAUCUUGAAGUUUAAUAUUUAAUAAUUAUUAAUAAAUAAUCAAGUCGUCCAGAAUUUUUUAAAAAUAUAAAUAUAUUUGCCAGCUUUCUUGCAUGUGCUAUAGAAUAAGUAUCCACACCUAAUAAUUAAUGAUUAACGAAACUAGAAAAUUAAUUAAUAUAAAUUGAAAUUCGUUUUUUUGUCUUAAUUCAUAAUUCAUAAAGAAAAUAAUAUAAUUACUUUUUCUCGAAUUCCUUUAAAAUUAUUUUAGGAAAAAAAUUUAAUAUGAUGCUCUAUUGUUUAAGAAUUAUUAAUUUAAUUUCCUUUUUUGAAAUUGGCCUACAUCUUAUUUAUAAUCCAGGUCCAAUUUAAAAAGUACUUAUGCUUCCAGAUUAAGGUAUGUAAUACACAACUCUGUGAUAUAUAAAAAUAAGUAAUCGUAAAUUUAUUUGACCAUAAGUCAGAGAAUUAUUGCCUUCCUUGAUUAUAAUAUGUAUACUUUUUAUGUAAAAUAAACUAUUACGAUAUAUGCUUAAAAUCAAAUAAAUUGAAAAACAAUCUUA